AUGUACCACGUCGUGGUGAACGUGUUAAGCAUAGACCAAAGUCUAGAAGAAAUGACGCUUGGAUUAAAGAAUGAUUGUCUUCAUGGUACGACUAUAUUCAGGUGGUACAGAGAAUCUCAAAGGAGCAAUUUCACUCUGGAGGACGCUGAGAGGAAAGGAAGACCGCGAACAUCAGUAACAGAGGAAAACCAUUACUGCUGUGAGGAAAAUGCUUGA
This is a messenger RNA of Acanthoscelides obtectus, 216 nucleotides long. NCBI's taxonomy places the organism in Eukaryota, Metazoa, Arthropoda, Insecta, Coleoptera, Chrysomelidae. The record is from the annotation of a GenBank genome assembly.